Messenger RNA from Copidosoma floridanum, 450 nucleotides. RefSeq lists its product as uncharacterized. The record is from RefSeq and is a predicted model, not a curated record. Lineage: Eukaryota; Metazoa; Arthropoda; Insecta; Hymenoptera; Encyrtidae.
AUGAAGGCAAAGACCGCGAGAGGUAGAAAGAGGCGCAAAAUCCCGAGGAGGAGGAGGAGGAGGGGUUACUACUCCACGAGUCACAUCGUCCGCGAGGUCAGCCGCAUAUGCGCGGUCAAGCCGACCAAGACCUUCCGACGGCAGAUCGAGGUGGCCCUCCGUCGCGGGGUCACUUUCGGCAUUUUGGUCAAGUCGGGCAACAAGUACAAAUUCGAUCCGGAGUCGUCGGUGUCGGCGAUGAAGAGACGCUGGGGCAAAAAGUCGAUGGCAAAGAGGCAGACGCGUGUCAGGAGGCAACAGCAGCCGAGCAACAAUAGGAGGAGCCAACAGAAUCAGGGGACGAUCGUGCCGAGGCCGACGGUACCGCCACCGCCCAACUGGCAGGUGAAGCCCCGAAACCUCCUGGACGAGCCCAUCACCAAGGUCAUUAAGUCGCAACCCGAGAAAUAA